UAUUUGCAAGAAAAGCAUUUUCGCCUACGAACGACUAUCACUGGCUGCCUGCAUGGCGGAGAAAGCUAUGACCAUGGAUGGCACAGUGUCGGCAGACAAGUAUCAGAAACUAGCCAGCGAAUACUCAAAGCUGCGUGCCCAGGCCACUGUGCUGAAAAAGGCGGUGCUGGAAGAGCAGGCCAAGGAGGGUGGCCUCAGGGAGCAGCUGCAGCAGUAUGCCACAUCCCUGCGCCGCACCGAACAGGAGGUAGACUCGUUGGGCUUCCGGAACAAGCAGCUGGAGUCUCGGGUAUCGCAACUGCAACAAGAAAUCUCAGUGCACGAGCAGCAGAGGAAGAAAAAGGACAAGGAGCCCGCUUCAAGGCGGGGACUGCUAGGUGGCACCAAACUGGAUGUUGGCGACGCCGCCUCUGCCGAGACAUCGCACGAAGCUAAUGCCGCCCAAGAGACCCUCCUAUUCGAAGAGCUGCAAAAGAAAAUCAUGGAAAAUGCCCAGCUGACGUCAUUGAUUGACGACAAGCAGCGUGACUUGUUGCUGCACACGGAGCGUAUAGCGACGCUCUCACAGAAACUGGAUAAGCGCAUUGGUGACCAAAACGAGCUUGAGAAACGUUUGCGAAAAGAAAUCGAAACAUUGCAGCACAGAAACAGCGAACUGGAGACCAAACUGGUGGAUGCGGCCAGCAUGCUUGGCAGCGAGGACGCUUUGAGUGCCACCGGCAGUGACAACACUCCAUUGCACAACAUCCAGCAAAAUAACUCCAACCAUGUCGUGCAGCUCACAGCCGAGGAUCGCAUUGCAAUGCUGGAAAAGGAAGCGGCACACUGGCGCGCCCAAUACGAGGUGGCCAAGCUGCACCAGAAUUUUAAUUCGAAUCCAAUCAAGGAUCUCAGCAUUUGCAGCUGCAGCACGGCCGCGGCGGGCAUUACCGUCAAGCCAAGCGAACUGGAGGCCAGAGGCAGUCAACGAGCGCGUGACUCCAUGCAGGAGCCGCCGGAACCGCCCUCGAAAGAGCAGUUGAUUUAUAGCGUGUUCAGCAAAAAGUUCGAAGAUCUGCUGCGGCUAAAGGUACAUGCCGAAUCGAGACUGCGAUCCUUCGAACUGGAGGUGCAGCAUUUACAAAACUGCCUGGAGAACGCCACCCAUGAGCUGAAGGCCAAGGAUGAGCAGCUGGCCAGCCUGGGUGGCGCCCUGCAAAUGAUGGAAGAAGAACUGACCACAACGCGCAUUAACUAUGAGGAGCAGAUUAGCGUUCUCACGGAACAAGUGAUUAGUCUCAGCGACCAGUUGGCUGCCUGCAAAUGAAUCGAGGGGGCUCGAGCUCCUGGCGUGCCGCUUUCCUGUAUAUUAUUGUAAAAACUAACCCAGGCCCAGCCUGUCUGCGUUAUUAUGCAAUAUCCUACCCCUGGCCCCCUAUUGUUUGAUAACUGAACAUAUAUAUAUAUGUAUUAAAUAAUUCACUAACGUUUAA
This is a messenger RNA of Drosophila persimilis, 1472 nucleotides long. Its product is annotated as protein phosphatase 1 regulatory subunit 21. The record is from RefSeq and is a predicted model, not a curated record. Gene Ontology annotation, cellular component: early endosome; membrane. The transcript is spliced from 5 exons. Bases 53 to 1306 code for a protein of 417 amino acids. Lineage: Eukaryota; Metazoa; Arthropoda; Insecta; Diptera; Drosophilidae.